Molecule: messenger RNA, 656 nt
Organism: Homalodisca vitripennis (glassy-winged sharpshooter)
Lineage: Eukaryota; Metazoa; Arthropoda; Insecta; Hemiptera; Cicadellidae
Exons: 1
Source: RefSeq, a predicted model, not a curated record
AUGGCGAUUGUGGCACGUUACGGGAAACCAGAUCUCUUCAUUACUUUCACAACAAAUCCCAAUUGGCCCGAAAUUCAAGAGAAUCUGGAACAUCACCAACGCUUUGAACACCGACCUGACUUGGUCUGUCGCGUGUUCAAAUCAAAAUUCACACAAUUCCUCGACGACUUGAACAAAAGACAGGUGCUAGGUGUUACACAAACGUACACCUACGUAAUCGAAUUCCAAAAAAGGGGGCUUCCACAUGCCCACGUUUUGAUCACAAUGAGACCAGAAGACAAAAUCACGAUGGACAAUGUAGAUGACAUUGUCUGUGCCGAGUUCCCCGACCGUGACAUGGACCCAUCACUGUACGACAUCAUAGCUGAACACUAUGUUCACAGACCCUGUGGAGCCAACAAUCCCGUCGCCCCCUGUAUGCGAGACGGUAAGUGCUCCAAAGGCUAUCCGAUGUCGUUCAAUGAUGAGACCAUAAUUGAUCACGUCAGGAGACCUGUUUAUCGCAGGCGACGUGACGGCCGAACAGCAGUCGUCGAGGAAACGGUAAUCGACAACCGAAGAAUUGUGCCAUACAACCGGUACUUUGCAAAAAAAUACAUGUGCCACAUCAAUUUCGAAGUCUGCGCCACACUCUCGAGCAUGAAGUACCUCUACAA